Messenger RNA from Elaeis guineensis (African oil palm), 1062 nucleotides. RefSeq lists its product as uncharacterized. The record is from RefSeq and is a predicted model, not a curated record. NCBI's taxonomy places the organism in Eukaryota, Viridiplantae, Streptophyta, Magnoliopsida, Arecales, Arecaceae.
CCGCUCUCCAACACCAAUAGAAUUCCCCUUACCACUCCCCGUCCCCCAUCUUCUCUCCCGCCCUCCCUGCACGGGAGCGGCCAGGGCCCGGGAGGAGGGGGAUCGAUCCGCCAUGGCCGACCCCAAGCCGGCUCUGGGACUCCUCAAGCAGCACUCCUGGUCGCCGGACACCGACCGCGACGAGGCGUGGCUCCGGCGGAAGGGCCUCCACCGCGGCCGUCGAGGCCGGCCGGAGCGGAGCGUCACCGAUGAUGACCUCGACGAGCUCCGCGGAUGCAUCGAUCUCGGCUUCCGCUUCGAGAUCUUCGACACCCCCGCCACCGGGGACCGCGCCGCAAAAGCCCUCAGCCGGAGGCUCUCCGAGACCUUCCCCGCCCUCGAUCUCUACUACGCCGUCCACCGGAGCUACGGAGACUCCGUCCCCCGAUCCACACCGUCCGAUUCCUGCUCCUCUGCCUCCGCCGAUGAUGGAUCGCCGAUGGAUAGUCCCCUCUCUAUAUUCUCUCCAGGGGAGAGCCCGGAGGUGGUGAAGGCGAGAUUGAAGCAGUGGGCCCAGGUCGUUGCUUGCUCUGUCCGUCAGCGUUACUGAAGUCGGCAGUCGUCAAAAAGAAAGAAAACAUGCAAUGAAACCUUUUUUUUGUUUUUUUUUUUGGCCUUCCAUAUAAAUAUUUGCAUAUGUAAAAUAUUCCUGAACGAUCUACUGACUUCGGUUACCAUUUCUCUUGCUUCUUAUUUUUCUGCCCCUUAUUCUUCUCUUCUGUUGAUCACAUGAUGCGUGUGUGAUAAUGCAUGGCAAAUUUUCCAAUCUUGAGCACUGUUGACAGCAAUAUUUCACUAGUUUGGAUCCUCUCCACCUCGUACCUGAACAAGAAAAGGCUGGUUCUACGCCAUUUCUCCAGUUCAAAACGGAUAAGAUCAACUCAUAAUUCGCUGCCAUGAUCACCUCGGUACAAAGGAGGGUACGUUUUAGCUUGGGCUAAGCAAUGAUCAGUUAGUUUUAAGUGUAGCUCGUUGUGACUUAAUGUGGACUCUAAAUUGACACUCAUGCCUCUACCUUGGUUU